AUGCGGACCGAUAGGAAAACUCGAAAGAGAGACCGCUUCUGGUUUUCUUUUUAUUCGGCUCUGUUAAUGCUUUUUGGAAAAGAGGCUUCUGCGCAAAUACGAUACUCUGUCCCGGAGGAGGUUAAACACGGAACGGUUGUGGGAAAUGUUGCGAAGGAUCUUGGCCUGGACAUCACUUCUUUGAAUGACCGACGUUUCCGUGUUGUGUCUGGGACUAAAGACGCAUUCUUUGAGGUAAACCAGGACAAUGGAGCCCUGUACGUCCAUAGUAAUAUCGACAGAGAAGAGCUCUGUCAAGGAAGAGGUGUCUGCCUGCUGGAGCUGAAAAUUCUUGUUGAAAAUCCUUUGGAAAUGCAUUAUGUAGUUGCAGAAAUCACUGAUGUGAAUGAUCACGCUCCUAAUUUUCCUGAAAAACUGCAGAUGUUUGAAAUAGGUGAACAAACGUUGCCAGGAAGGCGAUUUCAGCUGCACACGGCUCGUGAUCCAGAUGCUGGAGUUAACUCUAUUCGCACAUACACUCUAUCGUCAAAUGAUCACUUUGAAAUUGAUAUCCGCCAAAGUGAUGAGGAUAAAAUACCCUUUCUGGUGCUGAAGAAACCGCUAGACAGAGAACAAAAAAUAAAUCAUUCACUGCUGGUUACAGCAGUUGAUGGAGGUAAACCUACAAAAUCUGGCACAUUGAAUAUUUCCAUUGUAGUUCUUGAUAUUAAUGACAACCGGCCCACAUUUAUUCAGGAUACCUACCAAAUUUCCAUACAGGAAAAUGUUGCAAUUGGGACAUCAGUAUUUCUAAUGAAUGCAACAGAUCCAGAUGAGGGCGCCAACGGGGAGAUUGAAUACAGCCUAGCAAAAACAUUGAGGAGAAACAUAUAUGACCUAUUUGAUCUUGACAAAUUGACUGGGGUGAUUAGAAUAAAGGGGCUAAUGGAUUAUGAAGAAAACGACGUUUAUAAAGUUGAUAUUGAGGCUUUCGAUAAAGGAACACCUCCACUGAAAGGCGAGUGUAGAGUCAUUAUUAAGAUAAAAGACGUAAAUGAUAAUCCCCCGGAUAUAGAAGUGACCUCACUGUCAGAUACAGUGGCUGAGGAUUCAAAGCCAGGCACAGUUAUUUCACUCAUUAGUUUAAUAGAUAAAGAUUCUGGAGUUAAUGGGAAAAUAAUUUCAAGUCUAACCUCAGAAGUACCUUUUGAAUUAAAACCCUCCUAUAAAGAAAACAUAUAUUCAGUUGUCACAAAGGGAUUUUUGGAUCGAGAGCAGGUAUCUCAUUAUGAAAUAACAAUAAAAGCCACUGAUUGUGGUGACCCUCCCCUUUCUGCCUUUAAAACGCUCAACAUUCAAAUAUCAGAUGUAAAUGACAACAGUCCUUACUUCUCCCAAAACCCAUUACAGUUUUAUAUGUCAGAAAAUAAUGUUGCUGGAAAGUCUAUUUUCUUUGUGAGCGCAACUGACAAUGAUUUGAAUGACAAUGCAGCUGUUUCAUAUCAUAUUGUCAGAGAAGGGGGUCAGAACGAUAUAAUGUCUUUCCUGAAUGUAAAUCCUGAUAAUGGACACAUCACCGCACUAAAAAGUUUUGACUUUGAAAGAGUGAAAACUUUCCAGUUCCACGUUGUAGCGUCAGAUUCUGGAACUCCAUCACUGAGCAGCAACGUCACAGUGAACGUGUUCAUUCUGGAUCAGAACGACAACGCUCCAGUCAUCCUGUAUCCAGUCAGCUCCAACGGUUCUGCUGAAGGUGUGGAGGAGAUUCCCCGCAAUGUUAAUGCAGGACACUUGGUGACUAAAGUCAGAGCCUAUGACGCUGAUAUAGGAUAUAACGGCUGGUUACUGUUUUCACUGCAGGAAGUUACUGACCACAGUCUCUUUGGUUUGGACCGCUAUACAGGACAGAUCAGAACACUUCGCUCAUUCACAGAGACAGACGAGGCUGAGCAUAAGCUGCUCAUACUGGUCAAAGACAAUGGGAACGUGUCACUCUCAGCAACAGCUACUGUCAUUGUCAAAGUCGUGGAGCCCAAAGAAGCUUUUGCAGCUUCUGAUGUUAAAAGCUCAACAAAAGCAGAGGAGGACAAUAAUGUGACUUUUUACCUGAUGAUAACUGUGGGCUCCGUUUCAGCUCUUUUUCUCGUCAGUAUCAUCGUGCUGAUUUCAAUGCAGUGCUCAAAGUCCACAGACUACACUUCUAAAUAUCUGCCAGAGCCUAAUUAUGAUGGGACACUGUGUCACAGCAUCCAGUACAGAUCUGGAGACAAACGCUACAUGUUAGUUGGACCCAGGAUGAGUAUAGGAUCUACUAUAGCCCCAGGAAGCCAUGCCAAUACACUAAUGCUGCCUGACAGGAGGUCUGCAACUGGCGAGGUAAGAUAUUUUCUAAUGUCAUUCUGCAGGUUGAAAAUGCAAAAAAUAUAUGCAAUCACACAAUUGCUUGUGGACAGCAACAUAAUCAGAUUCACAUUAAUGGCCAUGAUUCAGGGCUUUCUGUGA
Messenger RNA from Limanda limanda (common dab), 2481 nucleotides. RefSeq names its product protocadherin alpha-8-like. The record is from RefSeq and is a predicted model, not a curated record. Lineage: Eukaryota; Metazoa; Chordata; Actinopteri; Pleuronectiformes; Pleuronectidae. Gene Ontology annotation, cellular component: plasma membrane. The transcript has a single exon. Gene Ontology annotation, molecular function: calcium ion binding. Bases 1 to 2481 code for a protein of 826 amino acids. Gene Ontology annotation, biological process: homophilic cell-cell adhesion.